CAUAGUGCAACAGCAUACACACACUUUUUAGCGUAAUCUAACCUGAAAUAUACACUGUGCACUAAGAUUGACAGGAAGCUCGCCCAUACACAGGAAAAAGGGGUUUCCUGGAGUCGAAACAAGCUGCGUGCGUUACCAAUAGACAUACAACCUGUGAAAGGAGGCGGACGUAUCUGAACUGUAGGCUAGGUUGAGCUGCGAGCAGGAGACGGAGAAAUUGAUACAGUGGAGCAGAAAAUCUGGAAGACCUUUACUGUGUAGAAAUUUGUAACAUUGUUGCAAGUAUUUUGCUUACUAAAGACUGAAAGAAGCAAGAGAGAUCAGAGUGGUUUCCCAUUUGGGGACGAGUUAAUUGUUGAGCAAGGGCUAUAACGGAUCGUUUUCAGCUACAAUUUAAAUUUGACUGAAAUAUUACGCUGGAAAUGUCCGAAAAUAAGCCGAAUGAUGAUCCGAAGUUGUCAACGACGGACAGGGUGGUGAAAUCUGUCCCUUUCCCUCCCAGCCAUCGGCUAACAGCGAAAGAGGUUUUUGACACUGAUGGAAAGCCCCGAGUGGAUGUUUUGAAGGCCCAUCUGACAAAGGAGGGCCGGGUGGAAGAAAGUGUUGCCCUGAGGCUCAUCACAGAAGGGGCAGCCAUCCUCCGAUCAGAAAAGAACCUACUGGACAUUGAGGCUCCUGUCACAGUUUGCGGGGAUAUUCAUGGGCAGUUCUUUGACUUAAUGAAGCUCUUCGAGGUGGGAGGCUCUCCAGCCAGCACACGUUAUCUUUUUUUAGGGGAUUAUGUGGACAGAGGAUAUUUCAGUAUUGAAUGUGUGCUGUACUUAUGGGCCUUAAAAAUUCUUUAUCCCAAAACACUGUUUUUGCUUCGUGGGAACCAUGAAUGUAGACAUUUAACAGAGUAUUUCACAUUUAAGCAAGAAUGUAAAAUUAAGUAUUCAGAGAGAGUAUACGACUCAUGUAUGGAUGCCUUUGACUGCCUUCCCUUGGCUGCCCUGAUGAACCAGCAGUUUCUCUGUGUACAUGGAGGCUUGUCUCCUGAAAUCAAUACUCUAGACGACAUCAGAAAAUUAGAUAGGUUCAAAGAGCCUCCAGCAUACGGACCUAUGUGUGACCUCUUGUGGUCUGACCCACUGGAGGACUUUGGCAAUGAAAAGACGCAAGAACACUUCACACACAACACAGUGAGGGGCUGCUCUUACUUUUACAGUUACCCUGCUGUGUGUGAAUUCUUACAACACAAUAAUUUAUUAUCAGUUAUUCGUGCCCAUGAAGCUCAAGAUGCUGGAUAUCGUAUGUACAGGAAGAGUCAAACAACAGGCUUCCCCUCACUAAUCACCAUUUUCUCAGCACCCAACUACCUAGAUGUGUAUAAUAACAAAGCUGCAGUAUUGAAAUAUGAGAACAAUGUAAUGAAUAUCCGACAGUUCAACUGCUCUCCCCAUCCUUACUGGCUUCCCAACUUCAUGGAUGUUUUCACUUGGUCAUUACCAUUUGUUGGGGAAAAAGUGACUGAGAUGUUGGUAAAUGUUUUGAGCAUCUGCUCCAAUGAUGAGUUGACGACUGAUGAAGAGAUUGACGGUGCUACAGCAUCUGCACGCAAAGAGGUCAUCCGCAACAAGAUCCGGGCCAUAGGCAAGAUGGCCAGGGUGUUCUCCGUCCUGAGAGAGGAGAGUGAGAGUGUCCUGACAUUGAAGGGUUUGACUCCAACUGGCAUGCUUCCCAGCGGUGUGUUGUCAGGAGGGAAAGAGAAACUUCAAAAUGAAACUGCAGCUACUAUUGAGGCUAUUGAGGCUGAUGAAGCCAUCAAAGGUUUUUCGCCUCAGCAUAAGAUCACGAGCUUUGAAGAAGCCAAAGGGUUGGAUCGCAUCAACGAGAGAAUGCCUCCACGCAAGGAUGCCAUGCCCACUGAUGGCAGCCUCAACUCCCUCAACAAGGCCAUUUCCUCAGAGACCAAUGGCACUGACAGCAAGGGCAGUAGUAGCAGCAACAUCCAGUGAUGGGCUCCUGGUUUGAAGGCUGUAAGGCAUGUAAGAAUGGCUGCCAAAAAAGCAGCUGGGACGUUGUUGCCUCUGAAGCAGCUUGCAAAGGAGUUGAGGGGUGGGGAACCGGGUUUUCAGAAUCGAGGGACAGAGAGUGAGUGAUUAGGGGGUAGAGAGAGAACUAUAGAGAGAAAGAUAAAACAUUAUUUGGUGGGUGACAUUUCUUGUUCUUUGGAUAUGCCUUUAAUGCUUGUAGUAACAUGAAAAGUUAUUGCUGGUUAACUAUUUUAAGAAUCUUGGGGAUAUACUUGAUCAUGUAUUGCAUUGGGGAAAACUUAAUGGGUAAUGUUUUGAAAGGCCUUUACUCUAUUACUGGACAUGGAAACUUUGUCUAACUUCUUACUAACUCUUGUACGUUUACAAAAUACAGCACUAAAAAUGGACAGAACGUUAAGAAAUAAAAACAUUUUUAACAAAUAAUGGUGUACAAACUAAGGACUAUUUAUUGAUAACUUUUUUUUUUGCUACUCUUGUCAUAAAAAUAGCUCUGAAGUAAAUUAGGCAGUCUUAAAAGAAUGUUGCAAAAUUGUUAAAAUGCCAAAAAGGAAAGUUUAAUGGUUUUGUACAGAUUAUGCUUACCUCAGGUUUAUUUAGUGUGUGCUUGGCCCUACUUUCUGUAUAAUGGCUAAUUAACUUGGCAAUGAAUACCUUUAUUCUUUAAAUUUAAUAACUGGAAUUACAUUCAUCUAUUAUUUGCAGAUAUUUUUGUUUGUUUUAUUUUGUUGGGGGAUAGAACUGUUGGUUGUGGCUUGCUGGAAUUCUAUAUUUAUGAGUGGUAUUUUUUUUAUUUUUUAAGUAUAGUGAACAAAAAACACCAUAUAAGGUUCAGUGAAAAGCAUCUAUAUUAUGUAAAAAAAAAACAAAUAAAUAAAAGAAUCUGCCUAUGCAUGUUUUCUAAAACUAAAUAAAUAAACUUGGCUGCAGAAGCCUGUUUGGGACUGUAAUGCGCUUAGUGGAUAUAUACUGGAAAUGUAUACCGCCAUUCUUUAUAUUCACUUAAUGAUACUGCUUAAUGCCUUCAACCUUUUUGUAAUUAAAGCAUUGAAAUAUUUAAGAUGGGAGAGGAUUCAUCAUAUUUUUAACAUAUGCUUGUAAGUGCACAUGUAGUUCAAUUAGCAUGUUUAGCGAUUAUUGUGAGAUAAGUUUGUGGUUACAUGUGGAACUCAAAAUGCAUGAUAGCUGUUAGUGUCAUAUAAUGGUUUAGUCAUUUUUGUUCUGUUCUGUAAUGUGCCACAAAAAUGUAAUUUUAUUAUUAAUUAAUAUUAUAAUUUUUGGAACUCUCUUGCUUUGUAUAUCAGUUACGGGUUUAUUACUGCUCCAUACUUUAAAAUUAAAGAGAAGAAAAAGUCCAUUGAUCUUUUUUAACAACUGUAUAAGUGCCCAAGUAAUUCACUACAACAUGAAGCCUUGCUUUUGUAAUUUGACUUCUAAACUGUUGGCAGAUAAAGCAUGCACUUGCAACAAUGAAAAGUAUUUUAUAUUACUGUUCAAUAAAACGUGCAUGGAAUUCAA
Lepisosteus oculatus (spotted gar) is the source of this 3551-nucleotide messenger RNA. The record is from RefSeq and is a predicted model, not a curated record. NCBI's taxonomy places the organism in Eukaryota, Metazoa, Chordata, Actinopteri, Semionotiformes, Lepisosteidae.